Molecule: messenger RNA, 4282 nt
Organism: Bursaphelenchus okinawaensis
Lineage: Eukaryota; Metazoa; Nematoda; Chromadorea; Rhabditida; Aphelenchoididae
Source: the annotation of a GenBank genome assembly
AUGUCAGUGUUUUCUUUUAGAUUAAAAUGUAAUUCCAAUAUUUUUCUAUUUAGAUAUCAUGCCAAUAUUUUUCAGUGUUCCCUUUUCACGCUACUUCAUUUUUAUUUACAAAAAACGUAAAAAGCUCUAGAAAAGUGACAUUUCUAUGAUGUUUUACAUAGUAUCAGCUGGCUACAUAUGAGCAAGUGAAUUCUAAUUAUUGUCUAUAUUCUUCGAAUUAAAGUUUUUUGUUUUAUGAGUAUUAUUAUAACUGUCAUUGUGGUGUGGUGUCAAGAGUUGUUAGCAUUAUUGUCAUUUUUUGUUCUGCUGAUAGUAUGGUGCAUAUUUUUUUAAAAAAGAAGGGGGGAUGGGCAAAAUAUUUUUUAAAUAAAAAUUUUACUAUACCCCUUCACUUUCCUUUUACUCCUCCUCAAAGCCAAAAUCACCCCUAAAAAGCGUCAAAAAAGUCUUGUCGUUUUCGCCCCUAAAACCCUCUGCAAAACGACGACAAAACUUUUAUAACUAUCUUAUACCCUAUAGUAUGACCGAUAUUGUAAUCGUGGUUGCGAAUCAAUGUUGUAGUACACCGUUUUUCAUUUUUUCACCAUUAUUUUGAUUUUGAAUCGUAUCACCGUGUCGUAAAUCCAUAUUUUGUUUCGUGAUCUCUAGGCCGCGCUACUGGAGUAUGCGUAGUAGUCGGGUUUUACUACUAAGAUAUUUAUAGUAGUAAGAUUGUAGUACUAUGAUGUCUAUAGUACUAAGCUUUUAGUACUAUAAUAUCCAUAGUACUGAGAUCCCAGUACUAUGAUAUAUAUAGUACCAAUAUCCUAGUACUAUAAAAACCAUAGUACUAAGACCUUACUACUACAGUACCCAUAGCACAAUGGUCUAUCCAAAACCCCCAUAAGCAACGUUAAUAUCCAACACUACUUUCAGUAAUUCGAAGCGGGUCGAACAACAAAACACCUCCAGAUUCCAAGACUGCCACCAAAUCGACCGGUCGUACCAUCGAAGAAUCGCCCAAAUCCAAGAAUUCUACCCAUCUUUCCAGAGCCAGUACCAAAGUCUCGGACAGUACGAGCUCGCCACGCACUAAAAACACGCGAAGUAGUAGUAUCGGCUACAGUAGUUCACCUCGAAGCGGCUACAGAAGUGGCUCCAAAAGUGCACGAAGCUACAGUGUUUCGAAGGAUUCUAUCGCCGAAGCUCCCGAAGCUAGUAAAAAGUUGAAGAGGCUUGACGAUCGUCUACAACAACAUCAAGAUCACCUAAAACAACAUAAAGAACAUCACGAGGUAUCUAGUGCAACAUCGCAGACAGGUGAAUACAUUAAUAGCCGGCCUGAAAACGAAGUUAAAGGUCGCCUCGAAACCGAAGUCAAUCUAAAACACGCAAAGUCAGGUGAUAUACCGUCGGAAAACCACCCUCAACCGACGUCCCAAAGUCAUAGUGCACACGCCACGCCGUACAACAAUCAGACGGCCGGAGGGUUCGGAGCGUUGUUCCGCGAGACCAAAGGACACAUCAGCAACAUCCUCGAUUCGGUCACACAAGGAUUAUUUACUAACCGAGUGAGUUAUAUGUUCGUCAACUGGAUUUUGAAAUUUUUGUAAAAUUUGGUUUAGGCUGGGGUAUUUAAAGGCAAAUAUUGGGGGGGUAAGGUACAAGCCGGUUAGUUUAAAAUUAGGGUAGGAGUAAACGUAUGGCGGAUAUUUCAAAACUUAUAAAAACCUUCCGACCGUUCCUAACCCACAAAUUGCAGUUCUUCGGAGGUGCUGUAGACCAAAUACCGACGUUGGAAAGUUGUUCGUCCGCUUUCGAACCAGCCACACUAGAUCGACCAGGGUUCGGUUCACCAUUCCGUAGAAUGAAUGCUUCUACUUCACAAAACUCUAACGGUGGAGAUGCGUUUUACGAUGUAGAAUUCAACGAUACAAGAUGUCGUCUACUAAAGCGAUAUGGUAGUGUUAGGGUCAUUGGUUCUGGCGCGCAGGGUCUUGUAUUGUAAGUUUGAUAAUGUUAAACCUGAAGUAGAACUUACUAUAAUGUAUCAACAUUAAAGUAAAUUUUAUUUUGGUACUCAAAAAAAGUUUUGCCGCAAAUUAACAUUUAUUGUAAUGAUAAAAAAGGACAAAACUUUGUUGAAGCCCUAAUAAGUAUUCAAUUUUUCUAAAGUUAAAUGUAAAAUACGAUGAAAGCUACUGUUCUCCCAAAUGAAAACGUUAAUGUAAAACCUUAUUUUAGAGGAGCAUACGAUAAUGUAACGUGUAGCACGGUGGCUAUCAAGAAGCUGACUAGGCCCUUUUCUAACGUUACCCAUGCCAAACGAGCAUAUCGAGAAUUUGCGUUACUGAACCUUGUUAACCAUCGAAAUGUAAGCUAAUUUUACUCUUAUAUUAGCCAUGUUUAGAUUAUUCAAAAUGCCUAUAUUAUGGCCAAAUAUUAGGUAACAAACUUAAUUUAGUGUCCAAAACUCAGGUACCUAAUAAGCCUACCAUAAGCUGAAAGUUAAGUAAUAAAAAUGGUAAUAUAGUCCUCCUUUUAGACAAUUAAUCCCUUCACAUGAACCACCUAACUAUCAAAAAUAUAUACCUAACAUCAUCAUGUUGUUCAAAAAAUUAUAAGCCCCUCCCGAAGCAACUUUCAAGAGUUAGGAGGCACAUAACUAUUUAAACUAACUAAUAAUGUUAACCUAGUAUAAAUUUAGAUAAUUAAACUCCUCAACGCCUACACGCCCCAACAAAACCUGGAGACGUUCUGUGACUUGUAUUUGGUAAUGGAGCAUAUGGAUGCCAACUUGAAUCAGGUGAUUCAGAUGGACUUGGACCACGAACGAAUGUCCUACUUGCUUUACCAGAUGUUGUGUGGUAUCAACCAUCUGCACAAGGCUGGAAUCAUUCAUAGGGUAUGUUAAUAAUCGGUUUUGUUUUUAAUUAUCUGCCUUCUCUUAUAUACUGUAGAUAUGAUAGUGCUAUAACCUCACUAAUAUGAGUACCACAGUACUAGGAUUUUAGUAUUAUGGACUUUAUAGUAUUAGAAUUUUAGUACUAUAGACAUCAUAUUGAACAUAGCCUCCCUUUUACUAUAUUACCUAUGCCUUUCAGGACCUAAAGCCCAGCAACAUCGUAGUCAACCUAAAAUGCGAGCUCAAAAUCCUCGACUUUGGACUAGCCAGAAACACCGGCGACACCGCCAUGAUGACCCCCUACGUUGUCACUCGCUACUACCGCGCUCCAGAAGUCAUCCUCGGAAUCGGCUACAGCGCCAACGUCGACGUCUGGUCGAUCGGCUGUAUCUUUGCGGAACUCAUCCGAGGUCGCGUACUAUUCCCAGGUACUGAUCACAUCGACCAAUGGACCAAAAUUGUCGAAGUUGUCGGCACUCCUGGCCCCGAAUUUACUGGUCGAUUGCAAAACACAGUCCGAACGUACGUCGAGAAUCGACCACGAUACGAAGCCAGGCCAUGGAAGGUGCUGUUCCCUGAUAAUGUCUUCCCAGAGACGGUGGAGCCAAGGUUGUCAGCUUCGUGUGCUAGAGAAUUGUUGGCCAAGAUGUUGAUUAUUGAUCCGAAUUAUCGUAUCACCGUUGAACAAGCUCUACAACAUCCGUAUGUUCAUCUGUGGUAUGAUGCUGAGGAGGUGGAAGCCCCACCUUCCGGCCGCUACGAUUCGGCUGUGGAAUCUGGAGAACAUACGGUUGAUGAUUGGAAAAGUGAGUUGAAGCUUUCUUUGGUUAAUAUCCUACUUUUUGUGGUUAAUAUCCUGCAGUUGAAACCUAAAUUUAAAAAAACACCAAAAAAACUUACUAUAAUAUCGAAAUUUCGCAGCUUCCUUGGGUUUAUCCGUAUUAUCCAUGUUUUAAUCGAUGUAUUUUAAAAAUUAAAGUAAAUAAAAUGAUUCCAGCGUUAAUCUACAACGAGAUCAAAGAAUACGAAGGUCUUCACGAUAUUUACGGUGGUGCAGGGCCAGAAAACGACCUGCGUAAAGUACAAAGAGGUGAGUUGUUACCUAAACUUCUAAAAAAAAUAAAUUAUGAAAAAUUUACCUGUUGUUGAUCAUGGUGAAUAGAAACGAUCAAUCAAGUCCAUUUCUCAGUAAAAGCAAAAUUUAAAUGACUAAAUUUGAACUUUUCCUCCUGAAACACCUAAAACUAUAUAUAACGAUACCUAAAAAUGAUUUUAAAGCCCAUUCACAAGUAAAACGCCUUCAGAAUUAACUAAAAUCAAACAAAAAACAAAGACAUACCUUAACAAACUCCAUUUUCAGCUCCAACAGCCACAGCCGAGCAAAUGGAGUUCGAAUGA